AGCACAUAUAUACCCUUGAACCGUUAAGUCCCAUUGUCCCGGCCUUUAUUAUCCUACGUGGCGCCUACCAAUUUAAUUCUGGUCACAAUUAAACCCGACCCACCAUUAAACCCGACCCUAUACAUUUUUCUCUAGUAAUGGACUUGGAAGAUGAAAAUUCAGCUAGUAAUUCUGUCCAGGAUAAUGAAGCAAUGACUACCCCGCCGAGAUUUGUACAUGGUAAUCAAAGCAAGGUAGAAAGUAAUGGGUGUAGUACUCCUGAGGAUAACAACAACGACAACAUACCUAGUGUAAUUCCACAAGUGGGGUCUGGAGAGGGUGGUGUAUAUGCAGCCUUACCCCUACCUUGUGAGGGUAGUGAGGAUAAUAGUAGUAAUAAAUUGGAUGAUGUAAAAGGCAAGGGAAUUGAAAUUUCAACUCCCUUGGUGAAAUCGUCUCCGACAACGAAAGGGUUCGGGUUGAAGAAAUGGAAAAGGAUGAAGCGGGAUGCGAGGAAGGAUGGGGAUAGUAGUAGUGUAAACAGUGAUAAAAUGUUGAAACGGGGUUUGGCGAGUCCGGUUGGUAGUUCAGCAAAAGGUGUAAACUUUUCUGCUGGAAGGAUCCAAAAAAGCGAUGGAUCUGUUUCGUCUACGAAUGCGGUAUGCAGGAGUACCGGAUUUCUGGUUGAUGGUUUUGGUUUAAUUGGUGACUCCCUGAUUUUCAAUGCUGUAUCGGAAUCAGAGAACAGCGAGGAUCGGAGUAGUAGGUCUUCUACUGCAGCUAGUGCUCCAAAGGCAAGGUAUGAAGGAUCACCUGUGGUGUUUGGUUAUCCAUCUGACAAGCAUUGGUUGAGGAGUUUGAGUGGGAAAAGCUUGGGCACAUCAGCUCAGCGACCUCAUCAGGGAAAAAGUCGGGCUGAAACUAGUAAAAAGCCUAGAGGAGAAAGGGUCAAAGUCGAGAAGGAAAACUCUCAUUCCAGCAUGGAAUCUGACUCGAGAAGCUCUAAUUUUCUCUUUAUGCAGGGUAACUAUGCUACAAGUAACGGUACAAAAGGUGAAAGGCUAAUGAUUUAUGAUGGAGAAUCCAGUGACGAAGCUCAGGACAGAGAAAGACCAAUUGGUGAGGAACUUAAUGAUAGGGAGUCUGAAAAUGUGUCACAAGAAGAUCUAGCUGCUGAAUCUCCAUGGGAGAUUAAGGAAGAGAAGAGUGAGAAUCAAGGUUCAUCCACUGAUCAUGAUCCUCUGAUGGAAUCUAUCUUCGGCUUCCAGGCUGCUCAAGAAGCGCUUGCAAAAGAAAUUCAGAAAUUCAAAGAAAUAGGAAAAGAUAUUAUCUUUGGCCAUUCGCUGGAGGAUGUUGGAAUACCUUCAGAUGACUCUGAUUUCCCUAGACCAAGCACAUCUGUGCUUUCGCAGCACAGGGAUGGUGCUCAACAUCCUCUGAACUCCUUGGAGUCUGAAGUGGUUACCCUAAAGCAUAAUAUAUUACAGUUGCAAAACAAGCUUCAGAAGGCAGCAGACCUGGUUAAGUCCAAGGAAGCAAGAGUUACUGAACUUGAAGCCAUUUUAGGUAGUAGCUCAAAGAAGGAAGAAGAGACUAACGAAAUUGAGCUCGAGGGUCUCUUCAGACAGAAAAUUGAAGCUGAAAUUCAGUAUUUGACAAUAUCAAGAACAGCCCAAAAGUUGAGAAGUGCAGCAGUUGAUCAACUGACCCUCUUCGAAGAACAAAAGACCUUAGCUUCAGAACAAGCACAGAUGGUGCACAUGUUAGGAGAUGCAGAAGCAAAGGCUGCAAUGCUCAAGACACAAGCUGAGAAGUUGGGAAGUUACUGUGAAGAUUUAGCAAGCACUGAUGAAAAGCUAAAGCUACAGAAGAAAGUCUGUAAGUAUGGUUCGUGUUUUUUCAUACAGUUGGUGUUGCUGGCCGUUGUUGUUGGACUGUUUCUGAUGCAGAUGUCUCAUGAUCAUGCUGAACUUGUACCCACUUAAUGUUACAGAAGUUUUUCUCUCUUCUUCUUCUUCUUCUUUUUUUUUUUUUUUUUGGGGUUUUUACUAUCAACAUUGUCAUCGUGCAAUGUUGAAAUUUUAGAUUAGUUUGUUUUAGAUGUUUAUAGAUAGGUGAUAUACCCACUUUUCAUUUUCUCAAGUCUUUGUUCAAGGUUAAUUAUAGAAGAUGAUCUGUUGGUUCAUAAGUUGAGAUACUUUUUUUGCUUCUAUAAAAGGGCUCACCUUGGAAGUUCUUUAA
Molecule: messenger RNA, 2220 nt
Organism: Lycium ferocissimum
Lineage: Eukaryota; Viridiplantae; Streptophyta; Magnoliopsida; Solanales; Solanaceae
Product: WPP domain-interacting protein 2
Exons: 2
Coding region: 138-1964 (608 amino acids)
Source: RefSeq, a predicted model, not a curated record